Galdieria sulphuraria is the source of this 1375-nucleotide messenger RNA. RefSeq lists its product as uncharacterized. The transcript has a single exon. The coding region runs from base 588 to 926 and encodes 112 amino acids. NCBI's taxonomy places the organism in Eukaryota, Rhodophyta, Bangiophyceae, Galdieriales, Galdieriaceae. The record is from RefSeq and is a predicted model, not a curated record.
UUUUCACAUUCAGGUCAAAUGAAUUAUGGAUGUGGAUUGAACAGAUUUCAAUCCAAAAGCUUAAAACGCCUACAUCAUUUUUCUUUUGUGUCCUUCAGUUGGAGUCGUUGAGUUUCUGUAUUUUUCUUUUGGUGUAAUUCUCAAGUCACUUUUCCACUUGUCUUGUGGUUGGAAAGACUCCAGUAUCUGUAGUUCACAGCUAUUGUAGAGGUGAGUGAUUCCUCACAAGUGUGUUACGACUGCAACAUGGGUUGUCAGUCUAUGGAAUAUUGCUUGUAUGUUUGUGUGUGUGCGUGUGUGUGAAGGAAAUAUUUCGAGUAGAGUUUUUUCAUUUAUACAAGUUAAAAGUUUCACAAUAGCAUCCGAAACUCGUUUGUGCACGUUGUUCUGACGAAAGAGGGGAUGUCAAAAAGCUAACAGUUUGUUUGUCCGUGUAUAUCCACUUUGAAAAGUUUUGGAAAUACCGUUGGAGGCUCUAACUAGAGGGAAGCUUUGAUUCUUGAUAAGGAAAGAAACGAUAUGAAUAGAUUGACUAGUAUAUACAAUGAUUUUCAACUGGUUUAGGAUUGCUUUGAUGUAGCCUGUAAAUGCUUGAAAGAGUGCUUUCUGAUCGCGUGAGAUGGACAGUUAAACAUCCACGUUGCAUUAUACUUGUUCCAUAUACGAAUUUUCUGAACCUGGAAUGGAAAAGUGAAAACCUCACCGGAUUGACUUAUUGUCGCCAAGAAAACUUUCAAGACCUACUGAGAAAACCAAAGGCAUUGACUUUGACAUUAUUAUGUAGUUCUACCAGCCAUCGAGAGUACCUGUCUCCUUCUGACAUCGAUCGACGACUUCACACCUUGUCCAAUGGGUACAGAGUAGAGGAUUGGCCACUCUGUUCAACUGGUUGCCCACGUGGCAAUUUUUCCCUUCUCUACACAUGAAAGAAUCCUAUCAGUUGUCUGUCAUUCCAUUUGAAUGACAUUAUGCCAAAUGAUGUCUUUCAAAUUGCUGCAUUUCAAGACUUGACCAGCAUUCUGUUUCUCGGUUACAGCAUCCUUCAUUGGUAGUCUUUGCUUUGCUAAUGAUGUCAUUCGAACGUAAAACCUUAGAUAGAGAGAGUCUUACUUCUUUAUAGGGAGUGUAAGGACCUGUUGAAACCUCUCAGCAUAUUCUCUUGUAUUGGCGUUGUUUGAGUUCUGCUUUUAUAAAAGUUCUAUAUUUCUUUCUUCUCGAAUGGACAGCGAAAAAGUUGCUACAAAGUUUCAGUACUUCUUUGAACGGGUAAAUUUUGUUGUUUUUCUCGGAAUAUUGCAGGGCUUGGAAUCAUGACCAUUCUAUGAUUAAGAUGCCUUUCAAUAUGUUGCCUGAACACGGAGGGGAUGUGUUUCGA